AUGCCGAGCAUGAUCCUUAUCAUGGCCAUGGGCUUCCUGCUCGUUGCGAUCCUUCACGUCUACACUUCCAGGUCAAAGCAAGGGAAGGAGCUCGUGCAGCAGGAAGGAAGCAGUUCUUCCAAGGAGUCUCGUGCCUCUGCUGCUCACCAUGAUGCAAGUCCAUCCCAACGUGCAGAUGGUGGAGAUGGGUCGGUCCCUACCUCGGCCCGAACGCCCUUCUCCACCAGGAAGCCGGGUCCGACUACUUCGAGAAGGACUCACACGCCACUCGGCAGCGCCUUGCAGAAGGAUCGGCAAGAGCUCGACGAAGCUCGAGACGAAACAGGCUUCCUCCAGCAGCUCGUCUCGCAGCUCUUCUUGCUGCUUGCAGCUGACGGUAACAAGGAGAGUUACGGGUUCAGCGUCACAGCUUCCAAGAACCCUCAGAGUAAGGAUCUGCCGAAGAUCGCUCUCAAUCGCUAUGCAGCGCCCUCUAGCAGCGGGACAGACACCUUCUACCUCGAGUCCGUGAACGGGAGAAACAUGGCAGGGAUGACGGCCCAGGAAGUGAAGGACGCAGUCUCGACUAGUCGCUUCAAAGUCAAGCUCGGGCUGAGAAAUCUUGAGAGGCCGGACAAGAAGGGCCCAGGGCUCAAGUGCGUCGAGAACGUCAUCUACUCUUCCAGAGUCCAGCAGCUAAAGAGUUUGAGUCAACGGGUUAUCACUUUCUUGAAGACAGAAAAAAAAGGGAUAUCGGCUGUGCUGGACAUGAUUGAUGACUCUGACAACUUUGAGUGCCCAUGCGGGAAUUCUGCCGAGACUCUGGAAGAUAGUGUCGCGUCGGUCAUCGGGAAAGUGUUCUCGCUGGUGUUGCAGCCCUCGAACAAGCUGUCGAUCAGCAGAGAUCUCUCAAACUCCUUCGAGAAGGAGAACAACUUUUCGGAUGACACCAUGGUUUUGCGCGAGCAGAUAGUCAACAUGCAGAAGCAGCUGCAGGAGGAGAACAAACGAGUUCAUCAACUGCAGAAUCAGCUGCAGUCAGAGAAGAACGCGUGCGAGCACUGGUGUAGUCGGGUGAAGGAGUUGGAGGGGUUGUUGCUGGAGAAGGAACAGCGUCUGGCAAGUGGAGCUCAUCGCAGCAACGACUAUGAGACAGAGAUGGCAAGUUUAAGGGAAAUCUUGAGCGAAAGGCAGCAGAAACUCUAUACAAAGCUCAUGGCGUUCGAGGCGGACCUCGUGGAGAAGACGAAGCAGGAGGAGGCUUUUCCUGAGCGAGUGGAAGAAGUGAUCAAGAUGGUAGACACUGGACAUCUGGAUAGUCAAGCCCACAAGAGCUCGUUGUCGGAGCUGACAGAGGCGAAUAUCCUGCUCGAGGAUCUGAUCUACAGCUGCUUCGAUAGUAUCAGUCGGAAUGAGAGGAGCAAGAGAGAUGAGGUCGAACAAUCUUCGCAAUCAGUGAUUAGCGACGUUCAAGCAAGAUACAACAUCCUCAUGAAGCACAUCAACGAAGAAAGCAUCUCGAGCGCCAUGGAUGGACAGAGACCGAGCCUCAAGACGACGUUUGAUCAAGUGCUCAUCGUCGCUAGGCAUGGAGAAAGAUUGGACACUGUCGACGAAUCCUGGACAGGAGAAAGACCUUACGAUCCGCCAUUGACGAGGUCAGGCGGGAUCUGA
Guillardia theta CCMP2712 is the source of this 1653-nucleotide messenger RNA. RefSeq lists its product as hypothetical. Bases 1 to 1653 code for a protein of 550 amino acids. Lineage: Eukaryota; Cryptophyceae; Pyrenomonadales; Geminigeraceae. The record is from RefSeq and is a predicted model, not a curated record. The transcript is spliced from 9 exons.